AUGGCCUCGAUCCACCUCUCGCUCUCGACCAACUCGUCCCCGCCAGCUCGUGCUGCCGCCCUCGUCCACGCCGUGUACGGCCAGUUUGUCCCGGACCUCACCCUCUCGCACGCCGACUCGCUCGCUCUCGAAUCCCCCAAGGGCAAAGUCACCGCCCUCGCCGACAUCGUCACCGCCCUCGUCGACGCCGCAGGCAAGACCAACGACGCCCUCGGCAACACCCCGCAGCAGCAGGACGCCGCAAAGCACUUCCUCGCCAAGCUCGACUCGCCCUCACUCGACUCGCCCGACUCGCUCAAGGCCAUCGACACCGACCUCACCACAAAGACCUACUGCGCCGGCGAGUCGUUGACCGCCGCCGACCUCGGCCUCUUUGCCGCCGUCCACCCGCACAUCGCCCAAGCCUCGCACUCGACCCUCCUGUCGCACCCGGCCUUGACCCGCCACUUUGACCACGUCCAGCACCUCCCGCUCGUCGCCUCGGCCCUCGCGCGCAACCCCGACCUCCUCGAGGGCCGCCCCGCCCUCGUCGCCAUCGACGUCGACAACGUCCCCGUCGUCGAGGUCAAGCCCGACGUCAAGCCCAAGAAGCCCAAGGCCGACGCCGCCGCUGCUGCCGCUCCCGCCGCCGCCGCCGACAAGCAGCAGAAGCAGGCGCCCGUCGACAAGGUCGUGAGCGACAAGAAGAAGGGCGAGCAGGCCGGCGCUCCCGCUACCGCGGGUGCAGCAAAGGACGGCGCCAGCAAGAAGGGCGACAAGAAGGACAAGCCGCCAAAGGAGAAGAAGGCGCCCGCGCCCGCACCGGUCGCAGAGGCGCCCGCGCCGUGGAUGGUCGACCUGCGCGUCGGCAAGAUCGUCGAGGUCUCGGUCCACCCGGACGCCGACUCCCUCUACGUCGAGAAGAUUGACGUUGGCGAGGCCGAGCCGAGAACGAUCCUGUCGGGCCUCGUCAAGUACAAGACGCUCGAGCAGAUGCAGGGCGCCAUGGUCAUCACCGUGUGCAACCUCAAGCCCGUCAGCAUGCGCGGCAUCAAGUCGUUCGGCAUGCUUCUCUGCGCCACCUCGCCCGAGGGCAAGGACGCCGGCGUCGAGUUUGUCGACCCGCCCGCCGGCUCCGAGCCGGGCGACCGCGUCUACUUCGAGGGCAUGCAGGACCGCACCGCGCUCGAGCUCCUCAACCCCAAGAAGAAGAUCUUCGAGACGGUGCAGCCGGGCUUUACGACGCUCGCCAACCGCGAGGCGGCCUGGGUCGCCGACGCCGGCAAGGGCGAGACGCACAGGAUCGUGACCGACAAGGGCGUGUGCUGUGCGCCGACGUACGUCGGCGCGAGCUUGUCGUAGUGCCGGCGCGAGGCCAUGUACUGCUCUUUGUCCCGGUU
Messenger RNA from Rhodotorula graminis WP1, 1379 nucleotides. RefSeq lists its product as uncharacterized. Gene Ontology annotation, cellular component: methionyl glutamyl tRNA synthetase complex. Bases 1 to 1341 code for a protein of 446 amino acids. Gene Ontology annotation, molecular function: tRNA binding. Lineage: Eukaryota; Fungi; Basidiomycota; Microbotryomycetes; Sporidiobolales; Sporidiobolaceae. The transcript has 7 exons. The record is from RefSeq and is a predicted model, not a curated record.